AUGGCCAAGCAAGUUUUUACGAAGGUUAUUAAGGUUAUUAGAAUAUUUGAUUGGUUUAUUAGAGCUGGAAUUACAGGCCUAUUGAGGUUUACCUUAUGGUAUGCCAUAAUUCAGAACACACAAAUAAGCACACACAUCAACACGCUUGCACUGCCGGGACCGAAGCAUGUCAUCACAACGAUCGAGAAACGCUUCGACAUAGGCAGCUUCUACAGCGGCCUCAUAGCCGGUAGUGUCGAAAUCGGAGGCGCAUCAGCCGCCGUUUUUGUCAGCUAUUUUGGAAGCGCCCGUCACAUCCCAGGUUGGAUCGGCCUCGGCGCGCUACUCACUGGUUUCGGCGCGCUGCUAACAAUUGCUAUAUGCAUAACACAACAACCACACCACUACCACCUCAACAGAAUCAACACCAACUCCCUAACGAAUAGCAGCCACAACUACUACAACAACCACCACCUGCAACUACAACAUCACAACCCUUCCCACCCAUUUGACACCCGCUACGCCCCCUCAAUCUCCGUUGGGGCCUACUACCCUAAACCGGACGACUUUCCAGAUGGACCUCCCUGCUCCGACAAGAGUGCGGAUAACUACCGCUACGUUUUAAUCUUAAUCGUGGCCCAGCUGAUGAUCGGCAUUGGUGGCUCGCCCCUCUACACCCUGGGCACCACUUACAUCGACAACCACGUCUCCACGAGGAAAGCGCCCACUUAUAUUGCUUUCAUAUAUGCCUGUGGUGUGUUCGGUCCGAUUCUUGGGUAUGGUUUGGGGGCGCUGAUGCUGCUCUACUACGUUGAUCUUUUGAGAUAUGACACAACGACCCUAAACCUAACUCCGAGUAAUUCGAAGUGGGUGGGGGCUUGGUGGGGAGGGUUCAUGUUGAUUGGGGCGCUUCUCUUACUUGUGUCCGUUCCUUUCUAUACCUUUCCGAAGAUCUUAGUGAAAGAAAUCCGCCAGCUAGCUAGAGAAGACAGACAGAAGUUUUUCUCCUUGUGUGACGUGUUUACUGCUUCCAGGGAACAUCACCAGCAACAACAACAACAACAGCAACAACAACACAGUAAUACAAAACUGCUUGAAGGCGAUGUUAAUAAUAAAAAUAAUAAUAACAGUAACAACAAUAAUAAUAACAAUGACGAUAAUGCUAAUAGCAGUAAUAACAACAACAACAAUAAUAAUAAUAAUAAGGCAGGCGGAAAUGGUGUUGGUGCUGAAAGUGGAAAACUCUGUCGAAGGCAGAACUGCUUACCUGUCUAUCAUCUUACUUUCAAACUUUCGUUUCACAAAAGCUGUAGCAUCCAGACGUCCACACCAGACGACGCACAUUUCUUAUGCACGCACAAGCACCGCAUCAUACGCGCGUGUCUUUUAGUUUCUGACAGACAGCAUUCGAAACAGAUAUUCCAUCUGCCCUGUACAAAAUUAUCUGCAACCCAAUCUACAUGGUCACCUGUCUGGGGAUCUGUUGCGAAGUGUCCGUCGUCAGUGGCUUCGUAUUCUUUCUGCCCAAGUGGCGUGGCAGUCCCAGGGGCAGUUAUUGGCAUCCUCAUGGGAGGGCACUGUCUAAGACACUGUCAACUAACAUCUAGAGGUGCCACACAGCUGGUUCUUGCUCUGAACAGCAUCGCACUGGCUGGGUUUGGAUUGUUCUUCGUGCUCGGAUGUAGCAAUCUCAAAAUUGCUGGGAUCACCGUCUCAUACGAUAACUACAGCCACUACAAUGACCUCAACAACUACAUCCCGCUGAGCAGCAAUCCAUUCUUCACGAACAACAACAACGUCCACAACAACAUUCACAAUAACACUAACAACAACAAUAAUAAUUAUUACAACAAAUUUAAUUUAACUUCCAUGUGUAAUAAAAAUUGUAAUUGCGAUGAUAAUUCUAUGGAGUUUGUGUGCGGCGAUAAUGGAGUCAUCUAUUUCAGUCCCUGCUAUGCCGGCUGUGUUACCGCUGCUGUUGGGAAUGGCGGGAAAGAGCAGAACUAUUCAGAUUGCUCGUGCGUAAUCUUACCGUCAUCAUUAUCAUCGUCACCCCAAUCACCGACAACCGGAAGUGUACAUCUGACGUCACUAGCGGAAGCUGGGAUGGGCGAAUGUGUAGGAAAAUGCGAAACUCUCGUUCCGUUUAUGGUUAUGUUGUUUUUUAUGACCUUCGUCGUCACUGGGACGCAAAUGCCGCUCGUCAUGGUUACUAUUAGAUCCGUCUGUGAACAAGAAAAGGCCUUAGCAUUGGGUGUGCAAUACGUUAUGUUGAGACUACUUGCAUAUAUACCAGCCCCUCUUAUAUACGGCUCUCAAAUCGAUCAGACGUGCGUUCACUGGGCGCGUGUUUGUGAGGUGGAGGGCAACUGCUUGGUGUACGACCUCGCAUGUGCUUCAUGUAUAAAUUCUUCGCCGCAAUGUUUUACCUUACCGACUGGAUAG
Messenger RNA from Helobdella robusta, 2424 nucleotides. RefSeq lists its product as hypothetical. NCBI's taxonomy places the organism in Eukaryota, Metazoa, Annelida, Clitellata, Rhynchobdellida, Glossiphoniidae. The coding region runs from base 1 to 2424 and encodes 807 amino acids. The transcript is spliced from 16 exons. The record is from RefSeq and is a predicted model, not a curated record. Gene Ontology annotation, molecular function: protein binding. Gene Ontology annotation, cellular component: membrane. Gene Ontology annotation, biological process: transmembrane transport; sodium-independent organic anion transport.